AACAACAUGCAAAACGAAGCGCCGAAGAACAACUUCAUUACCAGUAUCUGAAAAGGCUUGAGCGGCUUCCUGGUCCAAGUGAACUGGGGAAAACUUAUACUCAAUCGGGCAGAGAUCCUCUGUUCCUGAAUCAUUGGCCAUCAUCAGCUGAGGGGAUUCCAACUGAACUUCUGCACCCCGUGUUUGGACAGUUUCUGGAUGAUUGCACAUCUGCUCAACCGACCAUGGAUGAUGUCCAGUUUGCCAUUUCAGUCAGCACCUCAAUGCUUGGGUAUUAUAACUCUGAAGGGGAACGCGCAGACUGCUUGCAGAAUUUAUUUGCAGAUCACUAUGACAUUGGCCUCAAUGGCUCCACAAUACGUAAUGCAAUUACUGAUGCCACCUGGUAUCCAGACUCAAAGAGCAACUUCAUGGCAAUAAACAUCAAAGUAAAGAAUGAGCCAGGAUGCAAUGGCGACACUUUUAUUCAGAAUAUUGGUUACUACCAGCAAUACAUCCUUAACCACAAACUCAGAGAAACAACUAGACUCCCUUGCUUCCUUAUUUCUGUAGUUGGAACAACCCUCAGCAUCUCAAGCAUCAUCUUCAGAGCAAGGAUCACCACUGAUGCACACCCCAACACACUCUCCUUUGCCUGCUCUUUGUAUAAUGCUGAGUAUUUUGCUCACAUCUUUGGAGCUCUUAAGAAUGCCAUUGAGAUGCUGCGAGAAUAUUACAUGAAAAAUAUCCCAAAAUAUUGCAAGGCUCUGGAUUCACAUCUUAAUCCCCUUAUAUUUAUUGUUGACAUUGAUGAUGUUAAAGAUGCACCAGGACUCCCUCAGCAGCUUCUUGUCAAAUUCACCCACCAUUAUGGCAUAGAAGCUCACAGGGAUUGUGCAAGGCUAGGAAUUGCUCCUGAGCUUUUUGGUUUUGAGGAUCUUGCAGGUGGCUGGAAAGCUGUCGUGAUGGCCUACAAGGGUGAUGACUUUAAGACACUAUUUGAAUGUACAUUUGAUGAAAAGAUCAAGACAGCAGUAAAGGUGGCAGCAGCAGCGAUGCAUGGAAAAGGAUUUGUCCAUGGUGAUCUCUGUGAUGUGAACAUUCUGUAUUGCUGCCAGCAAACCCAUGAUAGAGUGGAUAUUCUUUUCAUUGACUGGGAUUGGGCUGGCAAAGCAGGAGAAGCUAAGUACCCUCCAACUAUGAACCCCAAAAUUAAUCGACACCAGAAUGCAGUGGCCCAUCAACCCAUAUGGAAAGAGCAUGAUGAUUACAUGCUAGAUAUCAUGUUCCAAAUCCAGCAACUGAAUGUUUGA
This is a messenger RNA of Paraglomus brasilianum, 1292 nucleotides long. The record is from the annotation of a GenBank genome assembly. NCBI's taxonomy places the organism in Eukaryota, Fungi, Glomeromycota, Glomeromycetes, Paraglomerales, Paraglomeraceae.